This is a messenger RNA of Cylicocyclus nassatus, 861 nucleotides long. The record is from the annotation of a GenBank genome assembly. NCBI's taxonomy places the organism in Eukaryota, Metazoa, Nematoda, Chromadorea, Rhabditida, Strongylidae.
AUGUUUGUUCUCUAUCAUUUCAUUCUGUUUGAGUCUCUCUUUAUUGCUCAGAAAUAUCCAGGAUCUUCGUCAUUCAUCAUUUUCACUUUCUGUAUCUCACGCUUCGUUGUUGUGUUUCGUCGUUCACUUGCCACGCUAUUUCCCCUUUGUGUUGGACAAGCUGGACCACCAAAACCAGAACCAGAAGCCAAAAGUCAGGCGGCCAACUACUCCUCGCCUCAUACUGUGCUCAUAAUCAUGGGAGGAGUGAGAGCGGUCGCCGCGUUGGCUUUUGCUGGGGUGCUUGGUCUGACAUUACUCGUUUUGGGAUGUGCUCUUCCUAUGUUCGGGAACUGGUCUCCAAUGUUUGUUAUUGCAUUCUAUAUAUUGUCGCCAGUGCCACUUAUGAUAGCUAGACGGUUCCAAGAAGAUAUGACAGGGACUAACGCGUGCGUUGAAUUGGCGUUAUUUAUCACAACAAUUAUAGUCGUAUCGGCUUUUGCUUUACCUACUGUUCUUGCACAUGCUGGAACUAUCAAAGUCACUGCGAUGAUGUUGGUGAACACCGGAUCUGUUGUGAUGUUUCUUACGAUUGUCGCCUAUUUCUACCUGCAUCGUGACGAAGACUCCGGCAGUUGGAGCCAAUCGCUGUUCUAAUCGUGUACGUAAUGUUGUGCCACAAUGUGAUGGAAAUUCUGAAAUUCCUGCGUACUAAUAUUGCCGGGUCAUCAGUGGUGUUAAUAUAUAUGGCAAAUGUUGUAAGCUUUGGUGCACUUCUCGGAUACUUCAAGUUGUUCAAUGGCGAAGAUAUGAAUGAAUUGUCCUUGUGGUAAUGGUCGCAAUAUUUUUAUUUUUGAUCAAUGAUUGGCUCCAUUAUUUUCG